Trichogramma pretiosum is the source of this 1912-nucleotide messenger RNA. RefSeq names its product glucose-6-phosphate 1-dehydrogenase-like. Gene Ontology annotation, molecular function: glucose-6-phosphate dehydrogenase activity; NADP binding. Gene Ontology annotation, biological process: glucose metabolic process; pentose-phosphate shunt, oxidative branch. The transcript has 5 exons. Gene Ontology annotation, cellular component: cytosol. The record is from RefSeq and is a predicted model, not a curated record. NCBI's taxonomy places the organism in Eukaryota, Metazoa, Arthropoda, Insecta, Hymenoptera, Trichogrammatidae. The coding region runs from base 185 to 1747 and encodes 520 amino acids.
CCGCGCCGCGCGCGCGAUACAUAUAUAAAUAUAAUAUUAAGUAUGUAUAUAAAGGUGCACGAGCGAGCGAGCAGAGUUUUCAUUCGACUGCGGACCAUCAUCGAGCACGAGAGCACCGAGAGCAGCAGCAGCAGCGGCAGUGGAAGCGGUAGCAGCAUAUAUUUCGUUAUACAGAGACAUCGUCAUGCGAAUGUCCAAUCUAUCAUUGACACUGGCUUACGGCUUCGGCCUGCUGAUCGCCGUCUCGUACUUCGUGAGCGAUGCUAGUCCCGUACCCCUGGAAUUGGUGCACCAUCAUCAGGCCGCCGCUGGUAAGGACGACCUCACGACCAUCAUCAUCCUCGGCGCAACGGGUGACUUGGCCAAGCGUUCGCUCUACCCGUCGCUCUGGAACCUGUUCAAGAAGAACCGGCUGCCAAUCAACACGCGCAUCAUCGGCUACGCUCGAAGCCGCAGUAGCGUCGACGAGAUACGCCGCAACGUCGAGGCCUUCGUCAAGAUCACCCCCGAGGAGGCCGAGCUCUACGACGAGUUCUGGUCCAAGCAGACCUACGUGAGCUCCGCCAACAACGACGAGCUCGGCUACCGGGGCAUCGACGCGGCCUGCGACAAGUUCGAGACCGAGCGCCAUUAUCGCAGGGCCGAUCGCGUCUUCUACAUGUCGCUGCCGCCCAAGUUCUUCGCCAACGCGGCGACCAACAUCAAGCGUUACGCCAUGCCCAAGAGACCCGGCCAGGUGAGAAUAGCCGUGGAGAAGCCGUUCGGCAGCGACUCCGAGACUUCGGCGGCCCUCGCCCAGCAUCUCGACUCGCUCUUCAAGCCCGAGCAGAUCUUCAUCAUGGAUCACUUCCUGGGCUACGACAUGGUGCAGAAUCUCGUCACUCUGCGCUUCGAGAAUCACCUGUUCGAUCCCGUCUGGAAUCGCGACAACAUCGAGGCGGUCUCGGUCCUGUUCGAGGAGGCGUUCGGCAUCGAGGGCCGCGGCGCCUUCUUCGACGCCAACGGCAUCAUUCGCGACGUCGUGCAGAACCAUCUGUUGCAGCUGGUGGCUCUCCUCGCCAUGGAGAGACCCGUGAACGGCAACAUAAGAGAGGCCAAGGUCGAGCUGCUGAAGGCGAUGCGACCCGUGGAGGCCAACGACACCGUGCUGGGACAGUAUCUGGGCGAUCCCGAGGCCGAGGACCCGAAGAAGCGAGUGGGCUACAGGGAGGACCCGACCGUCAAGAACAAGGAAUCCACGACGCCGACUUUCGCCUCGACCGUGCUCAAGAUCGACAACGACAGGUGGGCCGGAGUGCCGUUCAUCGUGCGCGCCGGCAAAGCUCUGGGGCGCACCCAGACGACCCUGAAGAUACAGUUCAAGGACGAGGAUCCGGCCAAGAGGGACGAGCUCGAGAUCAAGCUCAAGGGCGAGACCAUAUCCAUGAAUCUGAACUCGAAGAUUCCUGGCAUCCUCAACGAGUCCGAGAAGGUCAAGCUGAACUUUGUCUAUGCCGAUAAUUACAAGAACGUGACUAUACCCCGUGCCUACGAGCGACUGUUUUACGAAAUCAUCAACGACGAGCAGCAGAACUUUGUCAAGGAGCAGGAGCUGGUCGAGGCCUGGCGCAUAUUCACGCCUGUGUUGCGCGACAUCGACAACGGCAACAACGAGCUCUACUUCUACAAAUGGGGUACACCCGGUCCCGUUCAAGCCGACGAAUUGGAAAAACACUAUGGUUACUACACCAAACACGAUCGCAAUUGAGACGCUAAUCAUUUAUAAUGCUGUAUAAAGCCGAUUUCAUGUCAUUUUCGUACGUGCUCAUCGCAUAAAUCGUAUUAUUUUUUAAGCAUUUAUUUUAUUUUUUAAGAUCAUACAAUUUAUACAGAGAGAUGUAUAACGAUAUAAAUAAACAAAAUUGAAAAAUUA